AGUGCACGAUACGAUUUGUUUUGGUUCAUGUUGCAGCUAGGCAGGAAAAUAUCGUAGAUUCAAGGUCCACCACGGCAUUUUAUCUUGGAAGAAAGCCCUCUGACACGCUGCCAAAUAUACUGCUAGAAAACUCCUCGCCACCCCUUUGACAAGCGCCAGCCCCUGCGAUUCGAUCCUACUGAGUCUAGAAGCUAACCGAACUGCCAGGUUCACCCAUGUCCUCUGAGGAAGGAUUGAGUUCAACGAUCACGGAUUGGCUUUUCUUCAGUUCCUGGUGGCUCCUUUUGCCUUUCAUUAUGCUUCUAGUCGUUGUUGCAUUCAUCGUUGCCUUCGUGUUGCUGUUGUACAUGAUAUCCCCUUUGAUUAGCCCCAAACCUCUCAAAUUAAAUGGGGCCCACGUCGUGGUCACUGGAGGCUCCAGUGGAAUAGGGAAAAGCAUUGCUAUGGAGUGCUACAGACAAGGAGCCUUCAUCACGCUAGUGGCAAGAGACGAGAGUAAAUUGGUUCAAGCGAAAAAGGAAGUGGAGAAAUGUGCGAUUAAUGACAAGCAGGUGGUGCUCUGCAUAUCAGUUGACGUGUCCAAGGACUACGGACAGGUGGAAAGUGUGAUUAAGCAGUGCCAAGAGAAGCUUGGUCCGGUUGAUAUGCUGGUGAACUGUGCUGGGACGUCCUUCUCUGGGAAGUUUGAGGAGGUGGAGGUGGAGCGCUUCAGAAGUCUGAUGGAGGUGAACUACCUGGGCAGUGUGUAUCCCACACGGGCUGUAAUCACCACUAUGAAGGAGCGGAGGAUGGGACGCAUCAUGUUUAUCUCCUCCCAGGCUGGCCAGAUCGGCCUGUUCGGCUACACAGCCUACUCUCCAUCCAAAUUUGCCCUGCGUGGGCUGGCUGAGUCCCUGCAGAUGGAGAUGAAGCCAUAUAAUAUUUAUGUGACAGUGGCCUACCCCCCUGACACGGACACUCCAGGACUAGCAGAGGAGAAUAGGACCAAGCCUUUAGAGACUAGGCUGAUCUCUGAGACAUCUGGGGUGACCCAGCCGGAGCAGGUGGCUAAGAUCAUUGUCAAGGAUGCAGUGCAGGGGAACUUUAACAGCUCUGUUGGGCCUGACGGCUACAUGCUCUCAGCUCUCACCUGUGGAAUGUCACCUGUCACCUCCAUCACAGAGGGCCUCCAGCAGAUUGUAACCAUGGGGCUGUUCCGGACCAUUGCUCUGUUCUACCUGGGGAGUUUCGACAGCAUUGUGCGUCGCUGUAUGAUCCAGAGGGAGCAGGCCAAAGCAGCGGACAAGAGGGAGUAACACCC
Coregonus clupeaformis (lake whitefish) is the source of this 1300-nucleotide messenger RNA. RefSeq names its product 3-ketodihydrosphingosine reductase-like. Gene Ontology annotation, biological process: sphingolipid biosynthetic process. NCBI's taxonomy places the organism in Eukaryota, Metazoa, Chordata, Actinopteri, Salmoniformes, Salmonidae. Gene Ontology annotation, molecular function: 3-dehydrosphinganine reductase activity. Bases 216 to 1295 code for a protein of 359 amino acids. Gene Ontology annotation, cellular component: endoplasmic reticulum membrane. The record is from RefSeq and is a predicted model, not a curated record. The transcript has 10 exons.